AUGUCCGCGGCCCGAAAACCUACCGACGGUCUGCUGGCGCGCGUCAAUUUCCCGCUGUACGCGAUCGAAAUGCUAACCAGCCGACACGUACUGGUAGCUGGUGGUGGCGGUGCAUCAAAAACGGGUGUUGCGAAUGGAUUUGAAAUCUACGAGAUAUACCACGAUGGGGAAAAGUACGUCGCGGACGAGGUGAUACGGCACGAAACGGGCCCAACGGUUGUGAUGAACUGUGCGGUGAAGAACGACGAAAAGCGAACACUUCUGAUGGCUGGACAGGAGAGUCACUGUCAGAUGUACCUCGUAAAUACCAUAAUUGAUUCCGGAGAGUACAACUCCACCUCGCCUAUCUCGAACAAAACCGACCCGGAAGGGUUGCGCAAGCGGCGAAGCAUUUCCCAGCAACGUUCCAGCCUCGGUACGAGUGCGCCACCACCCACAGUCCACGGUGGCGAGUCGAAGAAGACGGACGACGGUAAACCAACUCCAGCGGCCCGAAAACAGAUACGAUUCGAGAUCAAAACGGCUGACUCGGUGCAGACAGACUUUACCGAGGCGGAACCGUUGCAGCGAGUUGUCCGUAUCAGUCCUAACGGACGUCUGAUGGCCACUGGCGGCAUGGAUGGUCAUCUGCGGGUGUGGAACUUUCCUAAGAUGACUAUUGCAUCGGACAUUGCGGCACACACGAAGGAAAUAGACGAUUUGGACUUUAGCCCGGACAGCAAGCACGCGGUGUCGAUCGCGAAGGACGGACUCGGCGUAAUCUGGUCCAUCAACCCCGACAAGGAAUCGAAGAAGUUGGUCUGGAAUCCGCCCGCCAAUUGUCGUUAUCUGUUUAAACGCUGCCGAUACGGGCUUGUGGAGGGACAGAAGGACAAAUUUCGGCUAUUUACGCUUGCCAACCCAUUUGCCAAAUCGGGCAAGGCGAAGGGACUGCUGCAGCAGUGGGACCCGGAAGCGGGGCGGAUGACCGGUGUGGUCGAGAUCGACGAAUCGUUGGCUGCGCUAGCGGUACGGGACGAUGGCCGGUUCGUGGCCAUCGGUACGAUGUUCAGUGGUUCCGUGUCUGUGUACAUUGCCUUCAGCUUGCAGCGUGUGCUACACGUACCAAAUGCACACGCAAUGUUUGUCACGGGCCUUGAGUUUCUACCGGUAACCAAUUUCGAUGGCCCGGCCAUCACUGGCGAUACUGAGGCUGCAGUGCUGUCCAUUUCCGUCGACAAUCGUAUCUGUGUUCAUAGCUUACCGUAUAGACAUUCACUGCCUGCCUGGGUGGCUAUUAUCGCAAUCAUCUGCAUACUGUUCUUAACAUUCUGCUUCUGCUCAUACGUUGGGCUGUAA
Anopheles marshallii is the source of this 1338-nucleotide messenger RNA. Its product is annotated as prolactin regulatory element-binding protein. Gene Ontology annotation, cellular component: endoplasmic reticulum membrane. The transcript has 3 exons. NCBI's taxonomy places the organism in Eukaryota, Metazoa, Arthropoda, Insecta, Diptera, Culicidae. Gene Ontology annotation, molecular function: guanyl-nucleotide exchange factor activity; GTPase activator activity; protein binding. Gene Ontology annotation, biological process: protein secretion. The record is from RefSeq and is a predicted model, not a curated record. The coding region runs from base 1 to 1338 and encodes 445 amino acids.